Messenger RNA from Neoarius graeffei (lesser salmon catfish), 4672 nucleotides. It is a transcript of the gene wdr44, whose product is annotated as WD repeat domain 44. NCBI's taxonomy places the organism in Eukaryota, Metazoa, Chordata, Actinopteri, Siluriformes, Ariidae. The transcript is spliced from 19 exons. The coding region runs from base 258 to 2879 and encodes 873 amino acids. Gene Ontology annotation, molecular function: protein binding. The record is from RefSeq and is a predicted model, not a curated record.
GUGCGCGUGCGCAGUGCAAGACGGGCAGUGACAGCGGCCUCUCCGAUUAUUUCUUAUUGGGUGAUUGACUAGCUGUAAGCUAGCUUUGUGCUAAUUAGGCAAGUCACAGGAGACUUGGAAGAAGUUUCUAUUUGUUUACUUUCUUUAAAAAGAAAUUAAAUAAAUACAAUUGGACAUUUUCUUUAAAUCCAGCUUGAGGCCUUGGUUUGUGUAGGUAGCUAGCUAGCUAGCUAGGAGCUAAGCUAGCCGAAUUGUAAAUGGCGUCGGAUACGAGUGAUGCCGAGGAAUUUUAUGACGCAGCGGAGGAUGUCAACUUGUCUCCGUCGCCGAAUGUGUCACCUGCGAAGUUUGUUCUUCCUCAGUCUCAGGGUCCUGAGAAUCCAGUACAAGAAGAAAGUGCUUCGUCAGAGCCUCGCCAUGACGACUCUCUCCAGAUCAUUGACAGUAUUAUAGAGGAGAGUCAGAAAGGGGGCGGAGUCGAGGAGGAUCUGCUGAGCAGUGAAGAAAAAAGCUCCACCCCCUCACUUCCGGACCCUCCAGUAGCUCCGGAUUUUCCCCUAGCUCCGGCCGAAUGUGAUGUCGGACAGGAAGUGACGUUGCAGGACACACAGGAAGUGGCUGCCGAUGGAGCUCAGGCAUCUCAGGAAGGAAUUUCUCCUCCUCCGGAUAUCACGCGCGCUCUGGGGCCGGCUCAAUCCGCCGACACGGACACGCCCAAAACGGCGGACAUCUUGGAUCAGGUGCCGCUCGGAGACAAGUUGGAGUCGGACUCCUCCGUCCCGUCAAAGCCUCCCAGGCAGAUUACGGUAGAGCCGGAUAUCGUAGCGAGCACCAAGAAAACUCCUCCCACGAGACCACCACCUCCCGGCGUAGCUCCACCCCCCAGGCCGCCACCCCCGGCACGUCCCUCUCUCCCGACCGGGAAAAAAUCUCAGGAAAGUCUUCGGCCCACGCAGCUGGAAGUGUCUGUAGAGGGAGCAGAUGAGCUGUGCGGAUUGGUCACUCCCAACUCCAGCGUGAGAGGACUCACGAAAGAGCUGCAGCACUCUCUGGACCUCGCUAGCGCCACCAGCGGGGAUAAAGUGGUGACUGCGCAGGAAACUGAUGAUCGAGAGCCCAGUCCGAGUGGCAGUGAAACUCCUGGGCCCCAGAGACCGCGCUCGAACUCGGGCAGAGAGCUCACUGAUGAGGAGAUCUUGGCGAGCGUGAUGAUUAAGAACCUGGACACGGGAGAGGAGAUCCCACUGAACCAGGCUGAGGAGAAACUCCCAGCUGGAAUCAACCCACUCACGCUGCACAUCAUGAGGAGGACCAAGGAGUACAUCACGAACGACGCCGCUCAGUCAGACGACGACGAUAAGAGUCAGCCGCCGCUGACCGACUCGGACGGAGGAAAACUCAGACAGAAAACAACCCAGCUGAAGAAGUUCCUGGGCAAGUCGGUGAAGCGGGCGAAGCACCUCGCGGAGGAGUACGGCGAGCGCGCGGUGAACAAGGUGAAGAGUGUCCGGGACGAGGUGUUCCACUCGGAGCAGGACGAGCCAUCCUCCAGCGAUGACGAGGGCAUGCCGUACACGCGGCCCGUCAAAUUCAAAGCGGCGCACGGGUUCAAGGGUCCGUUUGACUUCGACCACAUCCGAGUGGUGCAGGACCUCAGCGGAGAGCACAUGGGAGCGGUCUGGACGAUGAAGUUCUCUCACUGCGGCCGGCUCCUGGCUACAGCCGGUCAGGACAACGUGGUUCGCAUCUGGGUCCUAAAAAACGCCUACGACUACUUUAACAACAUGAGGAUCAAAUACAACACGGAAGGUCGCGUCUCACCUUCGCCCUCUCAAGAGAGUUUGUGCUCCUCCAAGUCUGACACUGAAGGAGGGCUGACAGGAGCAGCGGUGGAGGACCCGGACCUUGAAGACAGAAACGUUCCCUUCAGGCAGGUUCCCUUCUGCAAGUAUAAAGGCCACACAGCUGACCUCCUCGAUCUUUCCUGGUCAAAGAACUACUUCCUGUUGUCAUCGUCCAUGGAUAAGACGGUGCGCUUGUGGCACAUAUCGAGACGGGAGUGCCUCUGCUGUUUCCAGCACAUCGACUUCGUCACAGCGAUCGCCUUCCAUCCCAGAGACGACCGGUAUUUUCUGAGCGGCUCUCUGGACGGUAAGCUGCGCCUGUGGAACAUUCCGGAUAAGAAGGUGGCUCUGUGGAAUGAGGUAGACGGCCAGACGCGCCUCAUCACUGCAGCCAACUUCUGCCAGAACGGCAAAUACGCAGUCAUCGGCACCUACGACGGACGCUGCAUUUUCUACGACACAGAGCGCCUUAAGUACCACACGCAGAUCCACGUGCGCUCCACCAGGGGGAGGAACCGUGUGGGUCGCAAAAUUACUGGGAUCGAGCCUCUGCCUGGAGAGAAUAAGAUCCUGGUGACGUCAAACGACUCUCGCAUUCGUCUGUACGACCUGAGAGACCUGUCGCUGUCCAUGAAGUACAAAGGCUACGUGAACAGCAGCAGUCAGAUCAAAGCGAGCUUCAGUCAUGAUUAUUCAUUCAUCGUGAGCGGCUCGGAGGAUAAAUACGUGUACAUCUGGAGCACGUACCACGACCUGAGCAAAUUCACCUCUGUACGAAGAGACCGCAAUGACUUCUGGGAAGGCAUUAAAGCCCAUAACGCAGUCGUGACGUCAGCCAUCUUUGCGCCACACCCGGAUCUGAUUGUCCCUCAGGAGCCGGGGGCGGAGAAACCCGAAACAGAGUGCAAGAGCGACGCCGCAGACGAAUCGGAGCCCAUCCCGUCAGGAGCUUUAAAAACAGAUCACACGGAAGUUCUCCUCUCCGCCGACUUCACAGGCGCAAUCAAGGUGUUCGUCAACGUGAAAAAAUACUAAGAGCUUUUAAUCUGACAGACUUUAUAAAAGAAGCUUUGUUUUAAAAACAGAGACGUUUCCAAGAGCAUCACUUUAUUGUAUGUCUUUAAUCUGAGGGCUAUAAACCCCGCCUCCAGCUCCUCCUUCGUUUACCAGUCAGCUUCCGGUGAGUGCUCUGAGAGGGGGCGAGAAUGGGGACGUUGUCAAGCCCCACCCUUUGUGCAGAGAACAGGGACCCAGGAAGUGGACAUGGUGGAAGACUUUGAGGAAAAUCGAGGAACAUAUCCGGACCACGACACACUUCUGUUCGCUUUCAUCUUGCUUUUUUCCUGACAGGCAGCGAUUAAUUUUACAAACGAGGUUUUUUUUUUUUGGAGGGGGAGCUAAAAUGUUAAAGCUAACUUGGAGCAACAGAACACACAACGAGCCUCAUAUAUCAAACUUUCCAUUAAGUUGUACGUACAGGGAACCAAAGAUGGCCGUCAUAUUUAGAAAUUUUCUUCGCACUCCUCCUCCUUUGUGAUUGACCACCAUUUAGUUGGAAAUUUACUAGGUGUGCUCACGGUACAGCUGAUUUACAUUUCGCAUUUAGUCACGCCCACAAGACUUCAAAGAAGGCAAAGCUGAAGAAAAAAAAAAGCAAUUAAACAGUGAAAGAGCACCUCUGAAACGUUUGCCAUGCAUUUAAAUUUUCCAAUAAGGCAGCUCAGCCAUUGCAGCACAUCACAACAAUGGACGCAUGCUCACCCAUCCACCUGUUCCAGGGUGCCGUUACUUUUGUCCUAAUUGAACGGCUAGAUUUAUGGGUUUGCUUUGGAAUUGCUUUCUUUCAAGUCCUCAGUAUGACCAAGUUUCCUAAAACGUUCAUUGUGCUCGAGUAUGUAAUUGAAAUAAAUAAGCAAUUUGAACUCGACUCCACAACGGAGCCUGUAAAUAAAAUCGCAGUAUCUCUUCACCACUUGGACGUAAGUUUCAUACGAACACAUUUCCAAACUGGAUUUUCUUGCGCAGUGUAUUUCUGGUGCGAACAAAUCGGUUUGUAUCCAUUUUGAUAAAUGAGGCUUGUUAAAAACGCACCAGAGCUCAACAGCAAAAAGAAAACGUCCACGGGUGACGGAAUGCUUGCGUUACGAGACUUCAGUUUUAACAGCAGAAACUAAAAUAAGUCGUAGGGCCACAUUUAACGUCAUCAAACAGGUUGCUCAAAGUAUUCGUCAAAUCUGAUCGCUGCCUGUUCAGAGUGGGCUUGCUAGAAGGUCCAAAGGUGCUGCAGUUUUUUUUUUUUUUUGUCGUUAAUGAAUGCUGAAUCUCAGCUGCGUUUUUGUUCCGUUCGCAGUUACCUUGCUAAUUUUUCACAUCGUGCUCCGAUCAGGACUUUGGCAUCUGUGUUGGUCAGAAAACACUUUGGUUGCUGUUGGGUUCUUGACAAGUUUGUGGGUGAAGAUUUUUUUUUUCCCCCUCUCCUGGGAGCUGAUGUUAUAUUCAGGAAAUUUUGACUGAAUGGACAAAAGUUGAAUUAUCCAGUUUGUUACAACCCCAAGCCAUGCUGCUGUUUCUCUCUCUCUCGCGCUCUCUCUCUCCUGUUUGUGUUGAAUGUUAUGUAUGAGCCACAUAUCAUAAAUUACAGAUUCAUGUCUGAUCAGAGUGAUGUAAGCUAGGAGCCCUGCACUCUCACAAAUUCCUAACCGGGUCCUGUUCAUUGUGUUUGAGCUCCUAAGACCAUUUCAGAUUUGUCUCUAUCAGUGUUACUGUAUGCUUGUAAAAAAAAUAAUUGAACCACUUUUUUUAAUUAAAGGAUUCAUUAAAGAAUAAAA